Messenger RNA from Alternaria ethzedia, 309 nucleotides. RefSeq lists its product as uncharacterized. NCBI's taxonomy places the organism in Eukaryota, Fungi, Ascomycota, Dothideomycetes, Pleosporales, Pleosporaceae. The record is from RefSeq and is a predicted model, not a curated record. The transcript has 2 exons. Bases 1 to 309 code for a protein of 102 amino acids.
AUGACAUAUCCCUCAGAGGCUGCAGCUAUGUCGUUCACAAUCUACAUCAUCGCCAUCAACGGCGGCCACGUCGUCGAAGCCGACAAUGCCGGAAAGGAAAUCAAGACCCAGAAAGCAACGGUGUCCAAGUCCCAGCAAUGGGUAGUGGAGUGGAAGGGCGCAGGUAAAUCUGACGAGUUCGCGCUUCGAAAUGUCGCAACCGAUGCCUAUCUGGGGGCUCCCAAGGGCGUCAGUGGUACAUAUUGCACCACAAACGCAAAGCAGUUCUGGCGAGCUGAGCCUGGCCAUGCGCCUGGAUCUUUCUGGUAG